Messenger RNA from Pectinophora gossypiella (pink bollworm), 1882 nucleotides. RefSeq names its product palmitoleoyl-protein carboxylesterase NOTUM (gene Notum). Gene Ontology annotation, molecular function: hydrolase activity. The transcript is spliced from 4 exons. The coding region runs from base 150 to 1472 and encodes 440 amino acids. The record is from RefSeq and is a predicted model, not a curated record. Lineage: Eukaryota; Metazoa; Arthropoda; Insecta; Lepidoptera; Gelechiidae.
GACUCGUUCGGCCCUUCGCCCUCGCUCUAAAUAGAGGCUUUAUUUGUAAACAGCGGGAGCGCUACCGUGCGGCGCGCGUUGGGGCGGCGUGGCAGUGGUGCUCGCGCGUCGGCCAGUAUGGGGUGUGUCCGCAGUCGCCGCCGGCAGCGAUGAGCGUGCGCAGCCGCGGCCGGGCCCGCCGCACCCGCACCUCGCGCCUCGCACACCUCGCACACUUCCUCCUCUGGACUCUCUGUGUGGUGCUGACAUCAGCGAGUGAAGGCGUCCAGCCUGACAGCUUGCGCCUGGUGUGGCUGGCCAACAGUUCUCUCACCUGCAACGAUGGUACUCCAGCUGGAUACUACAUCCGCCGGGGUAGUAACAGCGAGCACUGGGUGGUGUACCUGGAGGGCGGCGGGUACUGCUGGGACGCGGCGACGUGUGCCGCGCGCUGGCGGCGCCGCCCAGCGCUCAUGUCGUCUGCGCGCUGGCCUCGCAAGCGACGAGCCCCGGCCCUGCUCUCCGCGGACCCCACAGCCAACCCCCUAUGGCACGCCUCCAACCACGUGCUACUCCCCUACUGUUCCAGCGACAUGUGGGCCGGCACUCGUAUACGACACAACUCAACCUUCGCCUUCACCGGACGCCUCAUCGUCCGAUCAGUAUUACUCGAACUCCUACACUUCGGACUCUCCGGACGACUACUCCUGGUCGGCUCGAGUGCCGGCGGCGCUGGAGUCAUGCUCCACGCGGACUCAGCCAGAAGAUUACUUCGCUCUCAUGGCGUCAAAGUCGCAGCUAUCGCGGACUCUGGAUGGUUCCUCGACCGGCCUGCGAGAACGAAACGCUCUGCAGACACCGUGGCCAGGCUAGGCCAUUCUUUGUGGGGCGGAUCUCCCCCUACAUCUUGUGUCAGAGAACAUAGCGAAGAACCGUGGUUGUGUUAUUUUGGGUACCGCCUGUACCCUCACAUAAGGACUCCACUGUUUGUGUUUCAAUACUUGUUCGACUCAGCGCAGUUGGCAGCUGAAGGGGUGCGCGCGCCGAGGACACGGGCGCAGUGGGACGCGGUGCACAAGACCGGUGCAGCGCUCAAGGAAAGUCUCAAGACAGUUCGUGCGACGUUCGCGCCCGCUUGCCUGGCGCAUGGCGCGCUGGCUCGCCCCGAGUGGUUGGCGAUCAAUGUAUCAGGAGUGUCUCUGCCACGAGCGAUCUCCUGCUGGGAACAGAGGCUUGGAAAUGGUGGAAGGCGAAUACGAGCUCACUGCGCUCCUCGGCGCCUCGUGGAGCGGUGCUCCUGGCCGCAAUGUAACGGCUCUUGUCCGCGCCUCCGAGACCCGAGGACUGGAGAAGAAGUGGCGCUUGCAGCACUGCUGCAGAGCUUUGGGCUGGACGUUAGUGGCGCUGCUGCCGCUAUGGGGCUCGACGCACGUGCCCUCUCGCGGAUGAGCCGCGCAGAGCUUCUACCGUUACUAGCACAUCACACCACGUGAUACUUUAGUAACGGGAACAUUACCACAAUGUGUUAAUACAAAGUGCGGUAACUCUAUAACGGCUCGAAUUGACGCACGCAAUCGUGAAUAUGUCAUGGACCUGUUUCACACCGAUCAUGCAAUUUAAGAGUUUUUGCUGCGUUUAUAUGUUGUUGGUAUGAAAUAGGUAACGUUUGCGUGUCAUUUAGCCAAGUCCGGCCGUUGGUAUGGAGCUGUAAUAGGUACUGCUUGUAUCGGUUGUGCCAGUGGUGUCCGCCCUCACACCGUCUGAGUCUACGUGACGCUAUGCAAGAGACUGCCGUGCCCCGGCACGUUGAAUCUACCUCGUUUUUGUUGCGCAAGUACAAUUUAAUGUUAGAUAUUAUUUAUUGUUUACCGAUACUAACGUAUUUUAUUUAUAAUAAGUAAAA